This is a messenger RNA of Lagopus muta (rock ptarmigan), 2416 nucleotides long. RefSeq lists its product as uncharacterized. The record is from RefSeq and is a predicted model, not a curated record. Bases 206 to 802 code for a protein of 198 amino acids. The transcript is spliced from 2 exons. Lineage: Eukaryota; Metazoa; Chordata; Aves; Galliformes; Phasianidae.
GCAGGGCAGCUGUUCCUCUGCCAUUGCUAUACUAAAAUUAGUGAUAUCCCCAGUGGUGGUGGAUUAGUGCUGCUGGAAAGGAGCUGGUUAACAGCUGUAAGAUAUUAUUCUGUUAACGUCUGUGUCUCAAAGCUUGCUGGGGACACAGAUGGACUUGUUCAAGUCCCGAGCAAGGAUUGUGAAAUCCUUUGUCUGAAGGACACAGAUGAACAAGUCCAGGCAAGUCCUGGGCAAAGGUUGUGAGAUCCUUUGUCUGGGGGGACGCAGAUGGGCAAGGCCGGGGCAACGAGAGCGAGAUGAACUGCAGCUAAAGAGCUGUGAAGUGCUCCUUUGUGUGGACCUAUCUCAGGAUGAUGGCCAUCUCAGGGGGUACUCAAUGACUCUUGCUCAAGGCCAUCCUUGUCAGGUAGGCAGGAGAACAAGGAGGAUAAAAAAGGAACUGAAAACCAUGAGGAUAGGUUUCUGGCAACAGAUUCCUCAUGAAGAAGAGGGAUUCCUGAAGAUUGAGGUGAUUCCUGCAUGCUGUCGAACUCUCCUGAGCCUGCUGCCUGACCGCUGUUGCUGCUUCAAGAAUUGGCUCCUUGACUUCUUCGUCUACCUGCUUGCUGCCCAAGGCCGGCCACACUGCUUCUUGCCCUCUCCCCUGCUGCGUCUGCCUGGGACCUUCAAACGCCGUGCAACGGGACCGCUGCUGGAUCCUGCUGAAUGCAUGAAUUCUUCCCAGCUCAAACCAAGGUGGAGGAUGUUCAUCAGAAAGGAAGAUCCAGAAUGGGCUGCAAUAGGUAAGUCUGGACAAAUUUAGCUCUAGAAAAGUAAAAUCUUCAGUUACGCAGCUGCUGAGCUGCAAUCUGUACUAUACACUGCAGCUCUGAGUUAACAUAAUGGCUUUAACUGAGCACAUUUUCCUCACAAUCUCAUAGCAGUUCCUCAAGUCUGUGCCUGACACAUGCCUUUAGCAGGCCGUUCUCCAAGGUCUCCCCCUUUUCUCCCUAUGGACUUCAUGGACACAGAACUCAAGUUCUUCAAGUACUAGAAGUUACUUUAGAAGCUCCCCUUCCCCCAGAAGGGCACUGCUGCUAGCUUGUGAACAUUAGAAGGCAGCUGCUGCAUAGACAGAGUCAGAGGCAAGCUCUGCAACUGGAAAUGGCUCCAUUAAUAUAUUUUGCAUCGUGGGUCAAGGGUCAUACCUAAAGCUCCCAAUUGAAUGUGCAUAUUCCCAUUUGCUUUACUGUGAACUGAAUCAAGACCUUGGCCUCCAUCCAAGAGCCCCUAUGCUUUUGACUGCACAUUUACAUGCUGCAGUUGGAAAGAGGCUGAACUCGUCCUGUAAACAUUUCCCUAUUUUUAAGCUGCAGAAAUGCCUCCAUACACCCAAAUCUGCAGCUUUUGGAGCUGUGGUUUUUGAAGUGGUUCAGUUAGAAAUAAGGCCUUAUUUUUAAAAAUGGCUUUGAUCUUUUGACUUGUCAAUUUUUAGUUUUUACAGAUACACAGUAUAUAUAAAAAAAGGCAAGUUCUAGAAAAGAGCUGUAAGAAUAAGUACAUCCACAGUAGUUUUAAACUAGCAUGUUUCUUGUGCUAGAGGAUAAAAGGCCAGGUCUUUCAGGCUAGGUCAGCUGGAAAACACAGUGUUCCUUCAAGAUAGCAAAUUGUCAGACCCUCAGAUCAUCUCUUUGCUUGUCCAUUGUCCAAAGAGACUUGGCCUCAGUGAAGGAGGAAAAAGUGCAGGAUUUGAUCAGCAACUGAGAAAGUCCUGAGAACAGAUUCUUUUUCUCCAGCUGUUUCCCAUCAUGUUUCUCUAUGUAUCAACUUUAGACAGACUAACCCAAGAGAGCGGUGCUCCAGAAGUGAUGAUGAAGGCGAGAAUGCAGCUUUAUGCUCUGAAAAAACAGCACGUGCCCUAGUGCUGAUUUUCCAUAUUUUCAUUUUCCCUUCCACUCAGUCUUGUAUGCAUUUUGACAGAUACUAUCUGUAAAGCAGGGGUGUUGUUGUGUUUUUUUUUGUUUGUUUUGCUUUUUUCAUAUAAUUUCAGUGCAUAUCAGGUCACAGCAAGAUAGCCUUGAGGAAUUGAUGCAAUGGAUUUAACACGCAGCUGCAGACAUCAUAGAAACCUUCUGCAAGAUUACCUUGACCUUCUGACGCAUGAGCGGCCAACUUCCAAAUGAAUUAUAACUAUCCUCGUACUCAAAGUGUAGUAACAUCGUGCAGAAGGCCAACUGUCAGGAGUAACAAAUAACAGAAGGAAUUCAUCAUCACCAUGUUGUGCAGCUUCUCCCUGAGAUGACCAAAAGACACUAAUGCCAGCCAGGCCCAUGCCCCAGUUUUCAGAAGUAGCCAGCACAUUGCUAUUGGCACAUCAUUUUAGUCCAAUGCAAUUGCUUUCCUGUCUCUAAGCUGCUUUUGUAAAGGCUGAUGUGAG